Apodemus sylvaticus (European woodmouse) is the source of this 7801-nucleotide messenger RNA. It is a transcript of the gene Add2, whose product is annotated as adducin 2. Gene Ontology annotation, cellular component: cytoskeleton; postsynaptic density; plasma membrane. Gene Ontology annotation, biological process: barbed-end actin filament capping. Lineage: Eukaryota; Metazoa; Chordata; Mammalia; Rodentia; Muridae. Gene Ontology annotation, molecular function: actin filament binding. The record is from RefSeq and is a predicted model, not a curated record. The coding region runs from base 227 to 2404 and encodes 725 amino acids. The transcript has 16 exons.
UUAUUUAACUGCCUAUAUCUAUUCUGGGUAACAGCAGCAAGGCCACAGUCACUGCCUCUUCCAUUUGUGGGAGUCUUCAAGGAUGGAGGAUGGUUCCCACCGGGCUGUGUGAAGUGUGGCUGUGCCAGCCCUCCUAACCGUGAAGACCUGUCAUCAAAGACAGAGCCUGGACAGGCCUGGUUCAUCCUACUGGGUUCCAGGAGUUGAUUGAAGCCUUAGCAGGAACAUGAGUGAGGAGACAGUCCCCGAGGCGGCCUCCCCGCCACCCUCUCAGGGGCAGCACUACUUUGACCGGUUCUCUGAAGAUGACCCUGAGUACUUGCGACUUCGCAACCGUGCAGCUGACCUGCGACAGGACUUCAACCUGAUGGAGCAGAAGAAGAGGGUCACCAUGAUCCUGCAGAGCCCUUCUUUCAGGGAGGAGCUGGAAGGCCUCAUCCAGGAGCAGAUGAAGAAGGGCAACAACUCCUCCAACAUCUGGGCCCUCCGGCAGAUCGCGGACUUCAUGGCCAGCACCUCCCACGCAGUCUUCCCAGCUUCUUCCAUGAACUUCUCCAUGAUGACACCCAUCAAUGACCUCCACACUGCCGACUCCCUGAACCUGGCCAAGGGGGAGAGGCUUAUGCGGUGCAAGAUCAGCAGCGUCUACCGUCUCCUGGACCUCUACGGCUGGGCACAGCUCAGCGACACCUAUGUCACGCUGAGAGUGAGCAAGGAGCAGGACCACUUCCUGAUCAGCCCCAAGGGGGUUUCCUGCAGCGAGGUCACAGCCUCUAGCCUGAUUAAGGUGAACAUUCUGGGAGAGGUGGUGGAGAAGGGUAGCAGUUGCUUCCCAGUGGACACCACAGGCUUCAGUCUGCACUCAGCCAUCUAUGCCGCCAGGCCCGACGUGCGGUGUGCCAUCCACCUGCACACACCUGCCACAGCAGCGGUGUCAGCUAUGAAGUGCGGCCUCCUGCCUGUCUCCCAUAAUGCCCUGCUGGUGGGGGACAUGGCCUACUAUGACUUCAAUGGGGAAAUGGAGCAGGAAGCUGAUCGAAUCAACUUGCAGAAGUGCCUUGGACCCACCUGCAAGAUUCUGGUGCUAAGAAACCAUGGCAUGGUCGCCCUGGGUGACACUGUGGAGGAAGCUUUCUACAAGGUCUUCCACCUUCAGGCUGCAUGUGAGGUACAGGUGUCGGCUCUGUCCAGUGCUGGGGGCGCUGAGAACCUUAUCCUCCUGGAGCAAGAGAAGCACCGGCCGCACGAGGCGGGCUCUGUGCAGUGGGCCGGCAGCACCUUUGGGCCCAUGCAGAAGAGCCGGCUGGGAGAGCACGAAUUUGAAGCCCUCAUGAGGAUGCUGGACAACUUAGGCUACAGAACAGGCUAUACAUACCGCCACCCCUUCGUCCAAGAGAAAACCAAACACAAAAGCGAGGUGGAGAUCCCAGCCACCGUCACUGCCUUUGUGUUUGAAGAGGAUGGAGUCCCAGUCCCCGCCCUGCGCCAGCAUGCCCAGAAGCAGCAGAAGGAAAAGACCCGCUGGCUUAACACUCCCAACACCUACCUGCGGGUGAACGUGGCUGACGAGGUGCAGAGGAACAUGGGCAGUCCCCGACCAAAGACCACGUGGAUGAAGGCUGAUGAAGUGGAAAAGUCCAGCAGCGGUAUGCCCAUACGGAUCGAAAACCCAAACCAAUUUGUGCCUCUCUACACUGACCCCCAAGAAGUGCUGGACAUGAGGAACAAGAUUCGAGAGCAAAACCGACAAGACAUAAAGUCAGCCGGGCCUCAGUCUCAGCUCUUGGCCAGCGUCAUCGCCGAGAAGAGCCGGAGUCCGUCUACAGAGAGCCAGCUGGUGUCCAAGGGCGAUGCAGAUACCAAAGAUGAAUCGGAGGAGACGGUGCCCAACCCCUUCAGCCAACUCACUGACCAGGAGCUGGAGGAGUACAAGAAGGAGGUGGAAAGGAAGAAGCUAGACCAGGAACAGGAAGGGGAGAAGGACACAGCCCCAGAAGAGCCUGGUUCACCUGUAAAGUCCACACCUGCGUCCCCAGUGCAGAGCCCAACGAAAGCAGGGACCAAGAGCCCAGCAGCCUCUCCUUCCAAGGCUUCGGAGGAUGCCAAGAAGACAGAAGUCAGCGAUGCCAACACAGAGGCUGAGCCAGUGAAACCGGAAGGGGUGGUGGUGAAUGGGAAGGAGGAGGAACCCGGUGUGGACGAGGCCCUCAGCAAAGGACUGGGCCAGAUGACCACCACCACUGACACUGACGGCGACAGUUACAAGGACAAAACCGAGUCAGUUACCAGCGGUCCCUUGUCCCCAGAGGGCUCACCCUCUAAGUCACCCUCCAAAAAGAAAAAGAAAUUCCGAACCCCCUCGUUCCUGAAGAAGAGCAAGAAGAAGGAGAAGGUGGAAUCCUGAUCAGUGGCUCAGUGGGUCCUGCUGCAUCCCUGCCCUCCCUCCUUACCCUUCUCUUAGCUCUGCCCCUGAAGCACAGGGCCAAGGAGGGACAGUGGAGGGCUGGGAUCUCACUCAGAGGGGAACUUAGAGCCUGCCUUCCCAGAGCAGCCAGGUCUCGUCCACAGUCACAGUGAGCUGGCAGCAGAGCCUGCCCUAGAUCUGAGCUUCCUGACUCCCACGGUCAUGGCCAUGCUCUGCCCUCUUUUCAACACUGCCUAGUCCUGGGCUGCCUGUUAGGACACCGCCUGCCCACCUGAGCCCAGGGUAGGAAGGCCAAACACCAGGCACUGUCUGGAUGCUCACAGACCAAGGCUGCUUCUGAGUAAGGUCCAUCUCUUCCCAGGAAUCCUGCCUCCUGCUGAUGGAGUUGUCUCCACAGCAAGAAGCCAUGCUUCUCUCUUCCAUUUUGGGUCCCUUUUCCCCCUGCUCAGGCAGACUGAUCUGUCCCCACCAAUAGAAGUUAAUUAAUCUUUGAUCCCCAGGCUGAUGGCUUAGCUUGUGCUUUUCCAAACACUAACCCUGAGCUUUGUCCAUGGAACCCAUUGAGCAGAAGAACUCUAAGAGCCAUCAGUAGAGGGCGAGCUAAGUCAGCCUGAGUGGGGGAGGGGAGUGUCACCAAUCUAUGAGCCCAGGAACCUGAUCUGUCUGUAUUGUGCUUCUCACAGGCUGAAAAAUUAAACCCAAAUGUAGCUUAAGAAAAAGUCUCAUGCUCAGGGAAGAAAUUCUGGGACAUCAAAAUCUGCUGCUGGCAUUGAGUUGUGUGAGGAGGUCAGAUACCCCUUUGGCUUGGCAUGGACCGUGCCUGCCUCACUCUUUGUCUGGCAGUCAGGUGUCCCUUGGCCUUCCCACAUCCCCAAGAGCUCUUGCCCACAGACCAGAACAUCUUGCUCUUGGCAUCUUGACCUUGGUUCUUUGAGUCCCAACUCUUGAGUCAGAGGGUCCCGCAGAAGAUGGUCAGAAAUGAGUCUUUUGGGGUUAAUUCUCUCUCACCAACUUUCAAAGACGUGGCUGACACUCCCAACGCUACCAGUCUCCUGAAUCCUGGGGCUUGGUGAUAGGCAGAGCUGUUGUUUUAAAUACCAACACUAGUUUUCCCCCCAUACCCUCCCAAGGAGUGUUGGAUAAUGAACACUUCCGAUUCCAAGACAAUCCAUCUUCUUAAAGCACAGCGUCUUCAAAGAGCAUUUCUCUUUUUCUGUCCUGACUAUCGUAAAGGUAUUUUUGAAGUUUCUUGACUCAUCGGUUUUCACUUUGCACACGUGUGUCUACAGGCCCUGCGCUGGUUUCCCCCUCUGCCCUCUCCAUCCUCCACAAACUGAACCCUUUCAGGGUUAACUGACUGCUGAGCAGGGUGCGAAGGCUCAGUCUGAACCCAGGUCUGUCUGAGCUGAGUCCUGCCUCGCCCCAGAUGUGGUGAAUGGACAAUGGCCUUGGCCUGUUAGCCAUCUCUUCAAUUGGUCUUGGCUGUGGAGUAUUAGCCCUGGAGAUGAAGGUAGAGAGGCCACCUGUGGUCACUCAGUGGCGCAGUCAGCUGUGGAUGGUGGGAUGUCUAUGCCUCUGACAACAGAGCUGAGCCCUCUGGUUGACCAGGAAAUCCCACCACAGUUGGCUGGCUCUCGAACAGAGCUGAGAAUCUAGUGCAGAUCCGGAGCCACUGCCCAGGCCCUGUUUUGCUCUGCUUUCUGGUUGAGUCAAGUCUAAUGAGAGACAACCCAAUGUCCCCGUGUAUGGAUGCUCAGAGACGUCUAUCCUGUAGGUGAUGCCGUCUUAAAAAUAAGAUUUCACAUUCAUGCAUUCAUUCAUUCAUCCAUUCAUUCCUUCAUUCUCAUUUAGCAUUUAUUAGGCAUCCACUUGUAUCGGACAUUUUUAAAAAAAUGAGCAGAGUUGACCCUGCAGAAGCGACAUGUGUGAGCCGGUGCUGAGAAGAGGUCCGUGGACUCUGUCCAAUGAGCUCUCCUUAUCCAUCUCCUUAUAUAGCACUGAUGCUUGCUUAGGUUAAAAUGUCAGCACUUUCCCUGAGCAUCCUCCUUCCAGAUAAUUGAUGGCCGAUUUGGUUAUUAAAAAAGAGAGGAACUUCUGGGGGAAAAAUAGCAGAGGUGGACAGAUGUGGGAACGUGGGACUCCACACCGUGUCCUUCUGAGCUGUGCCAGAGCCUUUUGUGAAAGGUGAUAGGGAGUGGUUCACAUCCCAGGUGAGCAGACCUGGGUCUGAAGAACCCUUGUAGACAGUGUGAGAGAUCUGAAUUUUACCAUACUCUGGACACGGAGGACUGUUAAUUAGGGUAGAAUCACACAUAGAAGUGUGCACACGUAGAAGUGUGUUGUAGGGCCUUUGGUGGCUGAGUGAGGGUGCACAGGAAAAGUUGUCGGCCGAUCUCACAGGCUGUGUUCUCCCCUACUGCGUGCGAAAAGCACCGGAAGAAGUGUUUACUGAGCUAAUGAUGUUGGGUUCUCAGCCUCAGACCCUGUUUCUCUUUGGGAUUAGAUCACAGGAGAAGUGUAAAGACAUUUUAUCAGUUUCCUUCUUCCCUUGCACAUAAAGGAUGCUGUGGGCACAGCCCUGAGGACUGUAGAAGUGUCUGUGUGUCCCACACAGGACAUUUCUUUGGCUCUGUAAACAUUGGCUUGAGGUUUGACUGGUGAGGAGGGAUUGUGUAAGAUAAGGAUUUAACACUUGUUUCUCACUGAGCCACUGUAGUUCCUACAGAGAAGGGUCAGAAGGUUGAACUGGUGCUACUGUGUGACCAGCUGACCAGAAAAGCAAAAUGGCUUCUUAGCCUGCUUUCACACACUGUAGAGUGUUACAGAGAGGCAAUCCUGGCUCCUGUGAUGUCAUACAUGGGGAGUGCUUGUGAUCUGUGACUAUCCCCCAAAAUAAAAAUAAACAAAAACAAAAACCCCUGCCCAGAGAUGUUCUGCACCACAGUCUGAAUCUGGCCUGCUCCCUCUUAAACCUUGGGAAGCGCCAGCAGACCCUUGGGAGUGAGUGUGAAGUCCUUGCUCUGGGGACAGGGGGCGUGAGGGACAUUCAUGAGGACCACAAGCCCCUCUCAUUCCCCAUUGUAAGGCACUGCUCUGAGCCACCCAAUCAUGAGACAGUGCCUGAGCCUAGCCUGGCACAGGUGAGCAUGUGACCAGGUGGCAGACGCCCGGCCUUGUGAUAGCAGGGUCUCCACUCUGGUUGACUGCACUGAAAUGCUGUAAUGGAUCUGUAAGAACCAUUCGCUCCUGUGAUGUGAGUGCAGACGGUUAGGCCCAAGUUUGGACAUAGUAAAGAAGGUUUGCUUAAGGACAGGAUUCAGCCCUAUGUAGACUAGUGUGUCAGGCCUUUUCAUAAAUGUGAAUUUUAUGUCUUAGUUCUAGGCCAAAUAUCAUGAGUUCUUGACAGCCAAACAGGACUAUUGAAGCACCCACUCCUGUGCUAAUUUUACACAUGUUGCUCCACAAAUAUCCAGGGACUCCUGGCAUAGUUGCCAUCCACUGAGGACAGAGGGGCCAUGAGGCCUAUGUCCUUUCUUGUCACUAAGUCCAAUUGAACUUUCUAUGAUCCUAUAUAAUUCGGAAAGACUGAGAAAUGAAUGAAAUGAUAGAUACCUGCUUCCACUUCCCAUGGAGAGGACAAGGCACCUCACCGCUUAACGUGUAAUAGGAAUUCAUGCCUGAGAUGGGCGCUUUAAUAUGAGAAGGAAGGGUCCAGAGGAGACUGAAAUUCACGAAACACAUGUAUUUGGUUUUUACCUGCACAUCCUCUUUCUCCGAUGUGAAGAGGCAUCCACAGUACUGUGAUUACUUCCCAGCGCCCUAACUAACCAGGAUGCAGUGCUCUUCCUGUCAGAAACAAGAGGCCAUAUAUAAAGCUCUGUUCCCAAGGCACUCAAAUGCCCCUCACUGGAGAAGCCACCUUGUCCAGAAGUCUGUGGGGAUCUCACACAGUGGGAUUUACUGCAGUGGACAGCCUUUCGUCAUCUUUGCACUAAUAGCGCCCUGGAGAAGGCAGGCUGCUUUUCAUAGGAACAAUGAGCAAAGCAGUAUUUGGGUGACCCUAGAAAGUAUGGAAGAAGUUGCAUUCUGCCUCAUUCACAUGUGGGUGACAUUAGACUUUUGCCAAAUUGAUCUUAGUGCCGCUUGUCUCCAAGAUUCUCCCACAACUUGGGUGAUGAGUUUGAGGAUGUAGGGCCAGAGACAGAAGAGGCUCUCGGUGCUGGGAAGGCUCAGGCACAGGCUGGCCUGAGAAGGCAGUCUUCUAUGGGAGUCAGGUCCUCAGUACCUCCCUCAUGCACCCUGUCCUAAGCACCCAGAUGAGGGUGGACCCUGAGGGCUCUCCCCUAUCUCUUGGGUAGAAGUGACAUCUCAGAAGCUCAGGGGACGGUGAUAAGGAUCUAAACUCCCCUCUCCUGCAGCAGACCAUCCUGUGUAUCUCAAAUGCCCCUUUAAUAUGAAUCAGGAUGGCAGUUAGACCGAAACCCAGGGGUCGCACUUGAGAAACAUCACAAACCCUUAUAUGAUGGCAAUCCAUUUGGAGAAGCCCCAGACCCUCGUUUCGUUGCCACCUUGCUCCUGUGGGUCUUACUAUUUUGGUGAAUCAUACCACAAGACUGUCCUCUCUGUAAACUUUUGAACUGCUGGAAGUGAUGGGAACCCAAUGUGUGUGACACAUCUCUGUCGGCUAUUCAGGGGCUCCUGGGGAGGUGGGUGUUAGAAAGGGGGCUCAUGUAUGGAAAUGUAGGGUCCUCCCUUUCUGAGAAGAGGUGAGGUGGAGGGGGUGAGGCAGGUACCUAACAGGACUCAUGGGACGCAGGGUCAUGGCAUCCCAGGCUGGCCAGGGAGUGCAGUGUCUCGUCAGUAAUGCUGUGGGUGGUUUUGGUGAAAUGUCUGUCUGACAAUCGUCACACGAGCGUAUGACUUACUGUCUUCCCUUGUACAUAGGCUGUCUGUGUUUGGCUUUUCCUAGUACUGUGAGGUUUCCCAGAGGGAUUCCAUGUACUACUCUGUGCUGUGACAAUGCCACUCUCCCCCAAGGUCACACAUCAUCCCCACAAAUGGUUCUGCCUUCCUCUAUGCUAACGCAUUGAGCCACUGAUAUGCAGUUGGAUGGAUAGGCUCUUGGACUUUAUUUUGCAAUUUUAUAUAUAUAUACAUAUAUAAUAUAUAUAUUUAUGGGUUGGUUUUAUAUGGUUUUCUGUUUGAAUCUAUGAGCAACAGAGCUUCCCUUUGAUUUUCAUGAGAACUUUCCAAAGGCCUUUUGCUGCUUUGGUGUCUGACUGUGUUUGGGGUGGACUCUGCUUGUGGGUUUCUCUGUGUGCCGUUAUUUCACCUGCAGAUCUUACCCUAGUAAACCAGAUGUGCUUGGCUUCCCAA